Messenger RNA from Linum trigynum, 1778 nucleotides. The record is from the annotation of a GenBank genome assembly. Lineage: Eukaryota; Viridiplantae; Streptophyta; Magnoliopsida; Malpighiales; Linaceae.
GCUGGGCCCAUAGUUUCGGCCUUCUCCGCCCUCGCGGAGCGGUCACCAAUAUGGCAAUUUUGAACCCUAAAUUCCCAAUCCUCUUUAUCACCCGUAGUCACUCCCUCGCCGGCCACCGAGUUUUACAUCGCCGCCGUCGGAGGUUUAACCAUUCGGCGUCCCAGCUCCUCCCCGGCGUCUUCACUCUCCUCCUUGAAUCCUUCUGGGGUUGCGCAUCGUACACUAAUUUGAUUUCUCCUCAUAACUUGAAGAGCUGAAGUGGAGAGCUUGAACGUAGCAAAAAAAAAUUCAACCAUGAAGGUCUUCCAAAUCAACGGAAACAACACUCUUUCUCUCGCCCUCUUCGCCGAAGUCGCCAAUUCCAAGGAGCUUCUUGAUUCUAUGCAAGCUGGGAAUCUGGAGCUGGAAGUUGCGUUUAUGAAUGCAUCACUUAUCCCCGAUGUUUUCCCUGUUCUCGCUGCAGCACACAAGGCGCUUGUGUCAAAGUCUCGGGAUUCAUUGACAACCCGAACGCUUCAUUCUGAGCUUGUCUACAAUAUUUCAGGAUCCAAGCAUAUUACAGAGUCCUUGAAACGAUGUGGUAUCUCAGACAGCUGUACGUACGUCCUCGCAGCUCGCUUCAAUGCCUCGCCGGAAGAUAUGAAAGUGGUAGAAAAACUUAUCAACGGCAAAGAGGUCGACUUAGAGGAGCUGGAGAGCAGAGCAAACCAAGCUCAGAUCCUCAAGCAUUACAAAAUCUCCGCGAUGGAGCUGGGGAUUUCCUCACUUGCUGAUGCCAUUACAUGCCGAAUAGCUUCCCGGGAUGCCUUGUGAGGAAAGAUAAGGACGUAUUGUGCUUGAAGUAGUCGAAGGCCACUGUGUGCAUCCAUAAACCAGCUAUCUUUUUAUCUUAGUAGGCUGCAGUUUAAUGCUUGGCUCUGUAGAGUAAAAGAAUGUGAGUUAUUAUAUACUUGGGGAUGAAGAAAUGUUGGCGAACUAGGCGUCCCAUUUUUACCCGCGUCUUUUAUUUGUCCGUUAUUAUUGUUACGUUGAAAUGUAUUGUAUUGUAUACCGAGCCAUCCAAACACGGUGUUGACACGUGGAUGGGACAGCGGCAACCGGUUGCUUCAUACUGAAGCAAGAGGGCGGGGACGUCGUUUUGACGCUGCUUGAACCGGGAACAGCCGGUGAUUCUCCCUAUUGCCGCUCCUUUUUCUUGUUGCUCCCCGUUCUUUUUCACUUUGUCCUUUUCCUUUUCAUCAGUUGUGCUCAACUUUCAAAAAUUGUCAUUUGAGGCCAGAAUGAAUUUUGGUUUUUGGUUAUUUUCCCUAAUUGAGUUUUAAUCACUAGCUUGUUUUAAAUGUAGAAUGAGAGGAUAAUGUUAAUCGGCUAUUUGAUUGUAGGUUACAUUGAAAGCCAUUUCAGUCUGUUGAUAAUUGCAGUGCCGGUCUAUAAUUGUCCGAGAACCAUUAGUUAUUGGGUAGUUUUAUCAAUGUAACUUGCUGAUCGACUAAUCGAAUACUCACCCAUACUUGGCAGUCGAUAUAUUAUGCUACGAAGGUAAUGGUAAUUUGAUUGCGAAGUGGGAGAUCGUGCAAAUUGAAAUCUCGAACACCCUCGGGAAGUAAAGACAGACCGACCGGUAAACAACGAUUUUCAAAAUGGAUGAAGCUCAUUUGAAAGAAACAAUUUUUUUAGUUACUUGACGAAUGGUAUGAAAAUAUCCUGAAUGAUCAUUGUUUGCACUUUUCUACAUUUUAAUUUUAGUUACUGGUAACAAAUAUAACGAAGCUUAGGGG